Alternaria ventricosa is the source of this 1743-nucleotide messenger RNA. RefSeq lists its product as uncharacterized. The record is from RefSeq and is a predicted model, not a curated record. The coding region runs from base 1 to 1743 and encodes 580 amino acids. Gene Ontology annotation, molecular function: translation initiation factor activity; guanyl-nucleotide exchange factor activity. Gene Ontology annotation, biological process: cytoplasmic translational initiation. The transcript has 3 exons. Gene Ontology annotation, cellular component: guanyl-nucleotide exchange factor complex; eukaryotic translation initiation factor 2B complex. Lineage: Eukaryota; Fungi; Ascomycota; Dothideomycetes; Pleosporales; Pleosporaceae.
AUGCCUCACGCGACGAGUCUGCCCGCGCCGGGCUUCCAGGCCCUCAUUCUGUGUGGACCUGGUGCUUCCUUCAGCACCUUCACAUCUACGCCCAAGGAGAUACCAAAGGCCCUGCUGCCCAUUGCGAACCGGCCGAUGGUCUGGUAUCCUCUGGAAUGGUGUUACCGCAUGGGAGUCACAGACAUCACAGUCGUGACACCGCCAGAGUCCUUAGAAGCCAUCGAGGCUGCCAUGUCGCAAAACCCACACCUCACAACCCUCCCUUCGCCGAAGCCAGACAUUCUUGCGCCGAAAGACCUCUCACAUCAGACGAGUACGGGCGACCUCUUCCGGUUACCUGAGCUACAAAACGCGAUCAAGGGCGACUUCAUAGUGCUGCCAUGCGAUCUCGUAUGCGAACUGGACGGCACGGCGCUGGCAGACGCCUGGAUGGUAGAACAGGGCGGGUUCGCAGGAGCUAGUGGAGGACUAGAUCACAACGGCAGCAAGAUUGCUUUCGGCGCUGGCGGAGAGAAGCUCGGAAGAAGAGGCGGCAUGGGCGUGUGGUACCAGGCAAAGGGAGAAGGCAGCAGGAAGAAGGAGGAGACGGAUUUCAUCGCAACAACACCGCUACCUACGCCCAUCGUCCCCGUUCCGACAGACUCGCUGCGCCGCAACAUCUCGAAACUAGUCUAUUCCGUACCCACCGACACGCUGAAUGACAUCACGGAGGAGAACAAGACAUUCCCGCUGCGACAUUCCCUCAUUCGCCAGCACGCGCGGAUAAGAAUGCUUACGACCCACCGCGACGCACACAUCUACUUCUUUCCAUACUGGGUCAUUGAGAUGAUCAAGAAGAACGAAAAAUUCGAAAGUAUCAGUGAGGAGGUCUUGGGUUGGUGGGCGAAGGCGGGCUGGCAAAACGGUCUAGGAGACAAGUUGGGUCUGCGGCAAAUACUUCAGGGCGAGGAUGAGGAGUCGGAUCACGGGUCGCAAGUUGUCGAGGAAGAGAUCGAUGUAUCCAAAUUCAGCACCACAUACUCAGGCGGUAACACAGAAUCCGACUCAAAGGCUCCCACGACACUCGCGUCCAGAGUCACAAAAUCGUCCAGUAUACCUGAAUCUGCGAAAUCGAUUACCUCGAACACGAAGCUUACGGUUCCACCGAUCCUUGCCUACGUUCAGCCGUCAGGACCAACCGAACCUCUCAUUCGCCGCGUAGACGACUCGCAUCUUCUACUCACCGUUUCACUCCGCCUGGCUAAGCUGCAGUCGAUCGAAGAAGUCGGCAAAGAAGCAGCUUCACCAUUCGCCCAUCAGUCGAAGAUCGUCCACAAGGAGUCUAUCCCCCGGAAGUGUCGUGUAGAAGCCGAAAACUCACUGCUAGCCGAUAACGUCAUCGUAGAAGAGAAGACGAACAUCAAGGAAAGCGUCAUCGGUCCAAACUGCAAGAUCAGCGAGGGCGCAAGGCUGUUGCGGUGUCUGUUGAUGGACGGAGUCGAAAUCGGACCAAACGUACAACUCACAGACUGCAUACUUGGCCGGAGAUGCAAGAUGGAGGGUGGCGAUGCUAAAGAUGGCGACAAGACUGUUCUCAAGGACUGCGAGGUUCAAGACGGACAGGUUGUGGAGUGGGGUACUGAAGCGAAGAACGAGAAGUUCAUGCGCUUUGACGUGGGUGAUGAUGUGGGUAGUGAAGGGUUUGGCGGAGACGAGAUGGACACAUUGAACGAUGAUGGGGAUGAAGGUAUUCCGUUGCGGUAA